Molecule: messenger RNA, 2175 nt
Organism: Arctia plantaginis
Lineage: Eukaryota; Metazoa; Arthropoda; Insecta; Lepidoptera; Erebidae
Source: the annotation of a GenBank genome assembly
AUGUUAAACAAAAAAAGGAAAGGAAUUACAUUGCAUGCGAACGCAGUCCGUGACUCAGCACGUCACAUCCUUGAUUCUCCGCAACCGGAAUCCGAAGAUGCCCUCAACCUGGCUAAAGCCCUCCGAUCCCGACCACCUGUCAACAUGUUGCCAGCCGCCAAAGCUGGCACCUUCUUUGCAAGAGAUAAUCUCUCCAACUUCAUUGACUGGUGUAGGAAAGCUCUUGGAGUCUUAGAAUGCCUUCUCUUCGAAACAGACGACUUGUGUCUGAGAAAGAAUGAGAAGCAUGUCGUCCUAUGUCUAUUGGAGGUUGCUAGAAGAGGUGCCGUGUUAGGCAUGCCAGCACCCUUGUUGGUUCAGAUGGAAAGGCAGAUUGAAAGAGAAUUAGCGGGUGAAGAACUAAGACCUGAUGAUUCGGCCCUAGGCUUAGUGCCUUGUGGACCGCAGCCCCAAUUGGUGACGAAUGAUUUGAGAAGUUUAGACGAGAGAGUCAGGGAUUUAGUUGAGAGGUGUUCCUGUCCAACACAAUUCCCUAUGGUGAGGGUUUCGGAAGGAAAAUACAGGAUUGGUGAUACCAGGAUGCUGAUCUUCGUCAGGAUCCUCCGUUCCCACGUCAUGGUACGCGUCGGUGGUGGCUGGGAUACUCUAGCCCACUACCUGGAUAAACACGAUCCAUGCCGUUGCCGAGCCCAGCACCGCUCCUCCCUCUCAGCUCGCCUAGCCCGCCCUAAACACGACUUAGCCGGCGCCACCGUCACUUACGAACGCACCCCAGAACCAUCAGGUCCAACCUCACUCCCAUACAAGCCAGAUUCAAAGUCCUAUGAACCCAUGUCACUACAAUACAAUUCUAAGGUCUACCACGAAGAGCCAAGGUCUGGACACUACCAAUCAAAUCACAGACUUGAAGCUCCUACCAGUCUACCUUACCUAGGAGACAUGGACAGAGCAGCCUCACCUAGUAGGAAGCACUUGGCACCGAGGGCUAACAGCCCAAAACGAAAAUCUUCUUCUCCUGAAAGGAGAACCAAAAUUGUGGCUUCAACUCAUUUGGUACCGACGCCCCAUGGGAUAAGAAACAAGUCUCCUAGACCGGUCUCGCCCGCACCAGCCGCUGAGAGCGCCUCCGAUAAUGGGUCUGAGGUCUCGGACGAGGGAUACAGGAGUCUGGGAGUGGUGGCUGGAUCCACUCAGGGAUCUCCAUCCACAAAAACGACUAAUAGAUACUCGAUGCACAGCCAGAACUCUAUUGAAGAUGCAGAAUUAAUUGAGCGUCUCGACCACGACGACGGUUGUCACAUGGAUAGGCCAGAACGAGUUGAUGAACACGUGAGCCUGAACACAGGUCUACGUAAGACCGACUUCUCUGAAACUUUCUACGGUGGCCGCAAAACUAGCUCCAUCGAUGAGAAAUCAGUUAGGAGCAGUCCUGACCGCGUAGUCGUCAACGAAAGCAACGACUCCCCAAGUAAAAGCCUCAGACCAACGCGGGAACCUUCAGCGUCACCCACAAAGACAAUUAGGAGCCGUCAAGCGAGUCGGAUCCCUCACUCCCCGGUGCGAAAUCGAACUCCGACUCGAGCUAAUACUCCUAGUCCAAAGCACACUACAAAUUCCAUACAGACCUCACCAAAGCCGACUCCAAAACUCCCACCUACAACUAGAAAUACUUGGGGAGGAAGAUCUGCUCCCAACCAGGCAAAAACAAAAGCCAGGCCUACGAUAGGAGCUGAUACUUUUGAAAAUCCCAACAAAUCUCCAAAAAUGAAACCGAAAGCCCCACAACCUGAGGCUUUUAAGAGGAAUUCUCCCCUCAGAGCCAGCAGUGCCACUCUGAGGUCUCCACCGAAUAACAAAUGUUUAAGUCCUCUACUAGAACAAAUACUUAGAUCAGCAGAAACUGCCAAAGAUGACAUGGCAGUUUUGGAGAAAAUGAAAGAAAUUAUUAGGACCUAUUCAAAAGGAGACGAUUCUUUAUCUAGAACUAGUUCCAAAGACUCAGACUAUGCCGAUUUUACAUCAGCUUGGGUAAUGUCUGAUGGUAAAUUAGAAAGAUCUACUAGCACUAGACAAUUGGCUACUCCUAGAAAAGACCAAAGGAAUGGCGCGUCCAGAAUACCUGCGCCCGUAGCUAUUGGUUGCAGGAGAUCGACAUCCACAUCACAAUUCCAAUGA